UUUAUAUAACUGCAACCCACAACUUGUAAAAACCUAACCUUUUCUUUGAAUACAAAUUCAAGUGCAUUACACAUCUCUUUUUUGCCAACUCUUAAAGGAAAUAAAGCAGCAAUCUUGAUCAAGAAAGUACUUGGAUAUUUUGGGACUUUGUGUUUGAGGCUAAUUUUGCUAGUACUACAGAGGUUUGAUUUGGUUUGGGUAUCCAAAAAUGGAAAGAAAAAAUCAGAAGGAUCUGAAUUUCAAAGCAACUGAGCUGAGAUUAGGUUUACCAGGUACAGAAGAUCAAGAAUCUGACCAAGAAGAAAUAUUGUCUAAUUCCAAUAAAAACAACAAAAGGGCUUUGGAUGAAGAAGAUUGUGAAUCCAAAUCUAGUUCUGAUCAUGUCAAAACUCCACCUGUUUCCAAGUCACAAAUUGUGGGGUGGCCACCAGUGAGAUCUAACAGAAUGAAUAACAUCCAACAAAAGAAAACAGAAUCUGAAUCUGGGAUGUAUGUAAAAGUUAGCAUGGAUGGUGCACCUUAUCUUAGAAAAAUUGAUUUGAAAAUGUACAAGUGUUAUCCAGAAUUGCUAAAAGCCUUAGAAAACAUGUUCAAGCUCACCAUAGGUGAAUACUCAGAAAGAGAAGGCUACAAAGGCUCUGAAUUUGCACCUGCUUAUGAAGAUAAAGAUGGUGACUUGAUGCUUGUUGGUGAUGUUCCUUGGGAAAUGUUCAUGUCAUCUUGUAAGAGGCUGAGAAUAAUGAAAGGAUCAGAAGCAAGAGGCUUGGGAUGUGGAGUAUAAAAAUAUAAAUUAUAAAAUUCUCAAUAGAAAGUUUGUACCUUUUUCUAUGACAGGGCUAGAAGAAGAAUAUAUGAUGAAGAUGAUGAAGCUUUUUCCUCUCUUGGCAGUAAAAAGAAGGUCUUUUUUCAGCUUGGGUUCUUCAGUUAAAUGAACCUGAAUACUGAUGUCUUUUUUUUUUUUUGGGGCAAUCCUCUUGUAAUCAAAACAGUUUUUUCUCUUGGACAGAAAAAACCUUAGUAAUUACAGUUUAUUAAAUUUUGUUGUUUCUUUUUGGAGUCAAAUGAUAUAAUAUAUAGCAGGAAAGACAAACCAUGGUGGUUUUAAAGAUCCUGCAAGUGUUAUUUUCUGUUCUGUUUGGAAUAAUCCAUCAAACAUACAAAGUAUAAUUACUUGUUCAGUUUUUUUUUUUUUUUGUUGGUUGUUAAGGAGGCAAUUGUACAAAUUCACAGUGAAUAGUAUUUUUGGUUCUCAAAUUAAUUCUUGGAUCUGAGCUGAUUUUA
Molecule: messenger RNA, 1281 nt
Organism: Lycium ferocissimum
Lineage: Eukaryota; Viridiplantae; Streptophyta; Magnoliopsida; Solanales; Solanaceae
Product: auxin-responsive protein IAA4-like
Exons: 3
Coding region: 209-781 (190 amino acids)
Biological process (GO): regulation of DNA-templated transcription
Cellular component (GO): nucleus
Molecular function (GO): protein binding
Source: RefSeq, a predicted model, not a curated record